CGCUGCUAUGGCAUCAUCGGCCUCUGCUUGGUCCAUCAAGAUGACGAACGACGAGGAAUUGUCCAAUUUCAUAUCGCAGGACGACCAGAAGAAGUCUCUCAACGUUAUAUUUCCAGGUACAAAAUGGUGCGGUUCGGGUAAUAUUGCGACCAAUUACGAUGAUCUUGGAAAAAGCAGUGGAACCGACGCAUGUUGCAGGGCCCAUGAUUUAUGUUCGGACCAAGUGGAAGGUGGUGGGACUGCUCAUGGACUUAAAAACAAAGCUCCUUACACGCGGCUUAAUUGCAAGUGUGACAUUGAGUUUUUCAAUUGCUUGAGAAAUGAAGAAAACCAGGAAGAGACGGCAAAACUAGUAGGAGUCAUUUAUUUUGACGUACUUCAGACGCAAUGCUAUAAAUACGAGUACCCAGUUGUAAAAUGUACACAAAACGUUCUAAAACGAUGUUUAGAAUACGAAUAUAACACAACAGCAGACAAAAGUUGGCAGUGGUUCGAUGUCCCCUUGUUUUAGAAGAUGGAUAUCACUCUUAACCUGCAUCUUGUAUUUCUGUAUGGCUCCCUGUACCAAUUACAAACACAUUUCAUAUUUUUUUAAAUGAAAUUGUGUUCUGAAUAAUUAAAACAUAAUGUUAACACAAAGGAAGUGAGUUUUUGUGACAAGUGAUAUUAGAUUAAUAGAUUAAAUAAUACAUAAAAAAGCUAAUAAAGCUUCACUGUUACUUACAUUCCCAGCAU
Messenger RNA from Cimex lectularius (bed bug), 735 nucleotides. RefSeq names its product phospholipase A2-like. The record is from RefSeq and is a predicted model, not a curated record. Gene Ontology annotation, biological process: phospholipid metabolic process; arachidonate secretion. The transcript has 4 exons. NCBI's taxonomy places the organism in Eukaryota, Metazoa, Arthropoda, Insecta, Hemiptera, Cimicidae. The coding region runs from base 8 to 511 and encodes 167 amino acids.